CAGCGAGGGGAGGGAUGACAUCAUCUGCAACCUCCCCGAAUGAGGGAGAGAGAGAGGGAGAGAGAGAGGGAAAGCAAGGAAUCUGGUUUCUGGGUGAUGCUAUGAUUGCCUACCCAGCUCAAACGUCCCUUGUUCACCUCUUCCCUCUUUCCUUUCUCUCUCUCUCCCUCCUGCUUUCUCUCUCUCCUUGUCACACAGCACAGCUAAUUAAAUUCUCUUCUCUCUCUCCCCGUUCCCACUCACUAGUGCAAACGCGGAGGUGAGAAAAACAGUGGAAACAGCACACUAACCGCGGCUAAUCACUGAGAAAAUAUGGAGCGGCUCACAAUGCAGAGAAGGCGCACCCUCGCACGUCUUCCCUUGGCCCGGGCUGGACGCAGGCGUCAUCAGUCUCAGACGGACGGAGAGGUUUGCCCUCCUGCACAAUACUGUUGUGACGUCCUAUAACUCGAGGCUGUUUCCUCUGUAGCAGAUUUCACUCCCAUAAUGCAGUGCAGCAAUGUAGUCACGCUGCCAAGAGCACUGUUGCAGUUUCGGAGUAGCCUGCACGCCAUGAUGGACCACAUGCACAGGGACCCUAAAAUGGCUGAGUUGAUGAAUACCUCCCUGGGGAGGUAUCUCAAUAGCCACCCCUUCUUUGCCCUGGCAUUGCUGGUUUUCGGUGCCAUGGCGACAGUACCCAUUGGGCUUUUUCUGGGCUUCGCCAUGAUUACGUUCAUAGGCGCCACCAUUGGCUUCGUACUCUUGGAGGUCUUCCUGCUGUCUCUUGGAGGUGCCACCCUGCUGUGUGUCCUCUGUGGCCUGGCUGUCCUGGCCAUCGCAGUCUCCUCCAUCCUCAGCGCUGUCUACAUCACCACCUCCAACAUACUCAACUUCUACUACAGCCAACGACUGUUGGAGAAGAGGGACCCAGUGAAAAGCAAAGGGUUACAGAAGCAGUAAGGCCACAGAGGCUACCCACAGGAGGGGCUCACAGGGGACUCCUGUACCCCAGCACCGCUACCCCAGUUCCACUCCACAGCUGCGGCAGCCUGAUGGCUAUCCAGUGUUUACCCAUCAUGAGAUUUGAAACCAUUUGUUAAAUGGGACAUCUGAAAUCAUCUGCAGUUUAACAGAUAUCUGAUAUCUGAUGUUUAACAGUAUAUCUGAAAUCGUCUGCUAAUUAACCUGAGAUCUGACAUCAUCUGCCGUUUAACAUGAUACUUGACAUCAUCUGGCUCUCGGUAUCUGUUCUGGCUGGCUCUGUUUUAUUUGCACCCAUUUCAUCUAUGAUAAUGAGCAUUUUGCACUUAAUUUCCAGUAUGUUUAUUAAUGGUGUAAUUCAGUGAUUGUAAUUUUUUUCUGAUAUAAUAACUCAACUGGAGACAGGG
Molecule: messenger RNA, 1370 nt
Organism: Megalops cyprinoides (Indo-Pacific tarpon)
Lineage: Eukaryota; Metazoa; Chordata; Actinopteri; Elopiformes; Megalopidae
Product: lipid droplet assembly factor 1-like
Exons: 6
Coding region: 487-942 (151 amino acids)
Source: RefSeq, a predicted model, not a curated record